Aspergillus oryzae RIB40 is the source of this 1473-nucleotide messenger RNA. RefSeq lists its product as uncharacterized. The transcript is spliced from 7 exons. NCBI's taxonomy places the organism in Eukaryota, Fungi, Ascomycota, Eurotiomycetes, Eurotiales, Aspergillaceae. The coding region runs from base 1 to 1473 and encodes 490 amino acids. Gene Ontology annotation, molecular function: transmembrane transporter activity. The record is from RefSeq and is a predicted model, not a curated record. Gene Ontology annotation, biological process: transmembrane transport.
AUGGCCGAGAAUAGAUGUCUCAUUCGUCUUAACCGCCACACACUAGCUGUUACUAUCAUUUUCAAGAAACAAUGCGCCGAUUAUGGGCCAAGAUUGACCAUGCAAGGUUCAAAGCAUGGCUCUGAUGGAGCGCAAUAUGCCUUCCCAACUUGGCGGAAAUGUUUGAUUCUCACCGAUGCUUGCUUCGUGGUUUUCACCAGUUCUUCCGCCCUGUGCUCCAUGUUUCCGGCGACCGCGCAAAUCGCAGCCGAGCUGUCCACCACGGUAGAAACACUCCAUAUUGCUAAUGCGUGUGUCCAGAUUGCCAUGGGCAUAUCUUUGUUCGUCUGGCAGCCGAUACGGAGUUUUAUUGGGCGCCGGAAUGCAUACCUUCUGGCAAUCCUCACCCUUUUCUGUUUCUCUAUCGGUGCAGCCCUAGCUAUCAAUGCGAGCAUGUUCAUCGCGAUGAGAAUCAUUGUUGGGAUCACAGGGACGUUCCUUCUGGUGGCAGGACAAGAACUACUGGCAGAGACAUUCGAUCCGGUUGCACGUGGAGCAGCAUUCGGAUAUAUGCAGAUAGGAAAUACCACAGGUCUCACCAUUGGACCUUGUAUUGGCGGCAUUAUUGUCUCUUUCACCCGUUGGCGGAUAAUAUACUGGUUACAAGUCGGAUUAGCCGGCUUAGGCCUGAUACUAUCGUCGCUCUUUAUUCCGAAUGAGAAAGGAAAAAGCGAAACAGUCCAUGGAUCAAUUUCAAGACUUGCGGCAUUGAAUCCGGUAAAUCUCCUCAAGCCGCUCGUUUACCCAAAUAUAGUUAUCACAGGUUCCGAGAGGUGUCCCGAGAUACAGCAUAUCCUUACAUCGAAGCAGGAUAUUGCGUGCGGCUUUCUGGUAUUCUUCCAAUUUAUUGUCCUCACAUCUAUCCCACAUAUUAUUAAUCCUCGAUUCCACUUCACCACACCGUUGGUCAGCGGUCUUUUCUAUCUCGCACCUGGGGGAGGCUUCGUUCUUGGAUCAUUAGUUGGGGGGAUUGUCUCUGACAGGACCACGAAACGGUACAUUGCGAAGAGGAACGGGAUCCGUUUACCUCAGGAUAGGCUGAACGGUAGUCUACCCAUGUGGCUGGGGUUCAUGCCCGUAAGCAUGGUCAUUUACGGGUGGACGUUGGACCUGGAAGUGGGCGGAAUGGCUGUCCCAAUUAUAAGCGUGUUUUUCGCGGCUGGUGGUAUCGUUGUAGCUUUUAACGGGCUCAAUACGUACACCGCGGAAGCACUCCCUGAACAUCGAUUCGCUGCCAUCAGUGGCAAAUAUAUCAUCCAAUAUGGAUUCGGGGCUGUGAGCACCGCCGCCGUGGUGCCAUUGAUUGAUGCCAUUGGGGUGGGUUUGGUAUUCACUAUCUGUGCUAUAAUCAGCGUUAUUGGGGGAGUUGGGGUCUUUCUUGUUGCCAAGUAUGGCCUUCAGAUGCAGAAUCACCGGUUUAGCUCGAGAGUAUAG